GUGUAGCUGACAUGUCACGCAGAAUAGCACUGCUAUCAGCAGCUCUUAGAUCAUUCCGGUCGAUUUCAUUCGUCAAGACGGGGAACACACUUGGCAAUACGAUUGAGACGGUAAGGCCACCUCCUGAAGACAUGGCAGAUAGCGAAACGCUGACGGCAACUUUUGCUAUGAGCUGAUUUUGGUUCCCCGAGGCUCAGUUUGGAUGCGCUAAUGGUGUCGUCCGAACUAAGGUCGGAUACACUGGAGGAUCUAAGUUAUUUCCGACCUACACAAGCCUUGGGGACCAUACAGAAACCUUGGAGUUGGAGUAUGACCCAAACUGUACAACUUACAAGGAUCUGUUGAAAAUAUUUUGGAAAAAUCACAACCCUACAGCAGUCCAUAAAGCUCAGUACAUGUCAGCUAUUUUUUAUCACAACGAGGAUCAGAAACAACUUGCAGAGGAGACUCGUGAGGAACAUCAGAAGAUAGUCAAAAGAAAGAUAGUAACAAAGAUCCUUCCAGCAAACACGUUCUACGUAGCUGAACAAUACCAUCAAAAGUACAUGCUGCGACAGCACCCCUUGCUGCUGAACAGUCUGGGCUUAAAUGAUGAAGAGCUGAAGAAGUCUCGGGUUGCAGCUCGUUUAAAUGGUUAUGUUGGAGGUUAUGGUUCCAUAAAGAGCUUUGAAGCUGAAGUGGAUGGGCUAAAAUUAAGUAAUCAGCAAAUAGAAAUGGUGAAAGAGAUCAUAGAGAGAAGAAGAUUCUAAAAGAAAGACUCAGA
Molecule: messenger RNA, 763 nt
Organism: Pocillopora damicornis (cauliflower coral)
Lineage: Eukaryota; Metazoa; Cnidaria; Anthozoa; Scleractinia; Pocilloporidae
Product: peptide methionine sulfoxide reductase
Molecular function (GO): peptide-methionine (S)-S-oxide reductase activity
Source: RefSeq, a predicted model, not a curated record